This is a messenger RNA of Lycium ferocissimum, 776 nucleotides long. Its product is annotated as 22.0 kDa class IV heat shock protein-like. The record is from RefSeq and is a predicted model, not a curated record. The transcript has a single exon. Bases 84 to 665 code for a protein of 193 amino acids. Gene Ontology annotation, biological process: response to hydrogen peroxide; protein complex oligomerization; response to salt stress. Lineage: Eukaryota; Viridiplantae; Streptophyta; Magnoliopsida; Solanales; Solanaceae.
UAUCACUCAAAACAUAUCCUCAAAAUAGUUGAUACUUUCACAUUCCUAAGCUAUACUUAGGCAUACAAUACAUCAGAUUACAAAUGGAGAGAGCAAAAGUUUGUGUUAGUAUGAGUUUUCUUGUUUUAGCAAUGGUAAUAGCCAUUCUUCCAUCAAAAACUCAAGCUUUAAUGCCAUACACACAUCCAUUCUUUGACUUAAUGCUCCCACAAGAAGACCCUUUUAAGAUUCUUGAACAAACCCCAUUUACAAUCCCUAAAGGUGUUGAUCAAUCAAUAGCUUUAGCUCGUUCAGAUUGGAAAGAAACAUCAAAAGAACACAUCAUUUCACUUGACAUUCCAGGGAUGAAAAGGGAAGAUAUCAAGAUUGAAGUUGAAGAAAACAAAGUUUUGAGAAUCAGUGGAGAAAGGAAAACAGAGGAAGAAAAUGUUGAAGGUGAGAAAUGGCACAGAGCUGAGAGGACUUAUGGGAAAUUUUGGAGACAAUUUAGGCUUCCAAGGAAUGUUGAUUUGGAACGCAUUAAAGCUAAUUUGGAAAAUGGGGUGUUGAAGAUUACUGUGCCAAAAUUGGCUGAGGAGAAGAAACAGAAUAAGGUGAUUAGUAUUUCUGAAGAAGAGAAUGUUGUUGGUGGUGAGGAUAUUAAAGCUACUAAAGCUGCAAUGUGAAGGAAGUGUACAAUGUACUUUUUGUCCAGCUGAAGAAUAUGAUCAUGUAACAGUCUACUUUGUCUUGUGUGAUAAAAAAAUAAAAUGUCUUACAAUUUGUUUCUUUUUCAA